AUGAAUGAGGAUUUGCCAUCGGCGAAACGACUAAAAGCUUCAACUGACUGGAACAAUGAUUUUUUACAGAAUACAGGAUUUGAGAAUCAAUGGAGUGAUGAAGAUUUAGAGGAUGGGUUUGCAUUAUAUGAUCCUUUCGAUCAAGUACAAAUUCCUCGUGGUCGUGUCUCCCAACCUAUUAAAGCGAAUUUAAGAAAAAAAGAAACAAAAGAUAUUAAUGAAGAUGAGGAGUUGAUGUUGCGUUUAAGUUCUGGCGUCUACUAUCCUAAAUCUCGUCCAUACUUAAGUAAAAAAGCCAGAGAACAUUUGGAUCUUUUAUAUAACACGCCGAAAGAUGUAUUAAAGCCUUCUAUCCUUCACGUUGAUUUCACUCCUCAAGAAUGUCAAAUCCUUAAAGAGGCCAAAGGGGUAUAUGGACCUGUUAACAGUGUUCGGUUCCACGAUGCCUUUCCAUUUUAUAUUUCUUCACGAUUACUAGGACGAACCUAUGAGGAUUGUCAGAAAUUCGAGGUCGACUGCCCAAAUCUAACACCUGUUGCAGAUUAUGGAGCCUUGCAGUUGAAGAAACAAGAACGAACUCACUAUCUAUCAAAGUAUUUUGAAAAGCUUUACAAUGCUAAAGCAUCUUAUUUUCAUCGAGGAAAUUGUAUCAACCUGAUGCUAAGUGAGUCCAUUCUAUUUAUGACACCUUGGAAAUACUUUAACGAAACAAGUGGUGAUACAGUAUGCGUCGAUUUUAAUCCUUUAUUCGGAAAAUUUGCUUUUGGAAGUACCGCUCAGGAUGGUGCAUACAAUAGACUUGGCAAUUUAUGGCUGGGUGAUUUCCAAUUGGAUACCGUUCAGGCGUUGGAAGGUCACUACAAAGUAAAUAUCUACGGAGAGAACGAGUUUUCAACCAUUUCUGAUCUUUGCUUUUCCCAAAAUGGACACUUUUUGUAUACUGGUGCAUUCGAUAAUACGGUAAAGGUUUGGGACAUGGAGGGAACCCUUUGUGGAAUAUUUGAUGAGCCUAAUGAUCGUAUUCAUAAACUUUCUUUGUCUAAAAAUAAUGUACUUGCUGUGGCAUGCAAAGACGGUCUUGGUUAUAUGCUUACAACCGACAAAACCUCAGGCAGUAUUCUUUCUACUCAAAAACUUAUAUAUCCUAAAGCAUUGAAAAAAAAUUACUCUGCAUCAUUAAUUGAAUUCUCUUCUUCGUUUGAUAAUUCCUCUCCUCGUGUUGUAAUAGGGUUUAAUACGAGUGACGAAGCAUUUACUUCCCUUUAUAUGCAUCCAUCGCACAUUGGAUUUGUAGCCAGCAGUAACAGCUCUCAGAGAGGAAAGGUUUAUUACAUCGAUACACGGAUUUACCAACCUGCCAUUGUGUUUAAUACCUCACAAAGAGAUAUCAAUCAUGCUACAAUCAGCAACUCCGGGUUUCUUGUUUCAUCUAGCGGGACAGACAAUCAGACUUUUGUUUGGGAUUCUCGUAAACCAAAUAAGGUUUUGAAUGUUUUAAAACAUGGAAGAACAAAAAUGAUUCAUUUUGAUGAUGCUAACCAGGAAGAAGUAGAUGCAGGCGUUACUAUGGCCCAAUGGGUUCCGAGUGGAAACCUAUUUGUUACUGGAGGUAGUGAUGGCCUCGUGAAAGUUUGGGACCUCCGAUUGAAUGAGCCAUUCGUACAAAAUUUUGCAGAGCUGGACUUUGCGAUCACUCAUGGAGUCUUUAGUUCUGAUAAAACAAAACUUUCAGUCUGCUGUAACGGAGGCGAUGUAUAUAUGUAUAAUAUAGGAAACGAUAAUCAAAACGAAUUUGGAGGGUUUACAUUCAAAGAGCACAAACCUAAUAAUGAUAUUCAGUAA
This is a messenger RNA of Schizosaccharomyces cryophilus OY26, 1842 nucleotides long. RefSeq names its product Rik1-associated factor Raf1. Gene Ontology annotation, molecular function: protein binding. Lineage: Eukaryota; Fungi; Ascomycota; Schizosaccharomycetes; Schizosaccharomycetales; Schizosaccharomycetaceae. Gene Ontology annotation, biological process: TOR signaling; regulation of actin cytoskeleton organization. Gene Ontology annotation, cellular component: TORC2 complex; TORC1 complex. The transcript is spliced from 2 exons. The coding region runs from base 1 to 1842 and encodes 613 amino acids. The record is from RefSeq and is a predicted model, not a curated record.